ACCGUUGCUCCUAUGGGUGGCGCGACGCUGGGAGGACUACAGUAUCCCAAGGUGCUGUUCGCGGCGUGGGCUCCGCUGUCCCGCUGCGGGAGACUGUCUGCCCGGCGACUCUGCAAGCGAGACGCUGCGGGCCACCGCCAAACGGACAUGUUAGCGCCAAGGCCCUGAAGGCGGGCCCCAGUUGAAAGCGACGUCCCGCGACCUCCUCCCGGCUCCUUUGCGCGCGCUGCCGCAGGCCGCUAAGCAACAACAUGGAGGCCGUGAACGCUUUCAACCAGGAGCUCUUCUCAUUGAUGGAGAUGAAACCUCCUAUUUCUCGUGCGAAGAUGAUUCUCAUUACUAAAGCUGCCAUUAAAGCUAUUAAGCUUUACAAGCAUGUAGUCCAGAUUGUAGAGAAGUUUAUUAAAAAGUGUAAACCAGAAUAUAAAGUUCCUGGAUUGUAUGUUAUUGACUCUAUUGUCCGUCAGUCUCGUCAUCAAUUUGGAACAGAUAAGGAUGUUUUUGGGCCAAGAUUCUGUAAAAAUAUAACCGCUACAUUCCAGUAUUUAUAUCUCUGUCCAUCAGAAGACAAGAGUAAGAUAGUUCGUGUCCUCAACUUAUGGCAGAAAAAUGGAGUGUUUAAAAUAGAAAUAAUUCAGCCUCUCCUGGACAUGGCAGCAGGAACCAGCAGUGCAGCUUCCAUGAUGGAAGAUACCGCUAAUAAUGAAGGUUCUCCACCUCCUGCCACAACAAUUCCAUCUGAUCCUCCCCAAGUUGCUUCUAAUUCAGUACCUGCUGUGCCACAGUUGCCCAGUUCUGAUGCCUUUGCAGCUGUUGCUCAGUUAUUUCAGACAUCACAAGGACAGCAGCUCCAACAGAUUCUUCAGACUUUUCAGCAGCCUCCAAAACCUCAGUCUCCAGUGAUAGAUAACAACAUGAUGGCUCAGGUCCAGGCAAUUACUGCACAGUUGCAGACUACAACAACACAACCAUCAGAACAAACACAUGAUUUUCCAGCACCAGAGCAAAAGACAUCUUUUGAUAAGAAGCUGCUAGAUCGAUUUGACUAUGAUGAUGAGCCAGAAGCAGUUGAAGAGUCAAAGAAAGAGGAUUCAUCACCGUCUCCUUCAGUUUCUCAGCAAGCAUUUGGAUUUCCAGGUGAAGGCAUACAGCAGCCAAUUUAUCCACAACUCCCAAAUAUAGAUCAGUUUCAGCAACGGAUGCUGGGAAUGCAACAGGAUCCUAUGCAUCACCAGGUCCCUCUCCCUCCAAAUGGUCAAAUGCCAAGUUAUGGUCUUCUACCUACACCACAGUUUCCUCCCAUGGCUCAGCCUGUGAUACAGUCUUCAUCCCAAGUGCAGCCAUCUUUCCAACCUUCUUUUACAGCUCAAAGUGAAUCCCAUAUACAGAAAACACAUCAGCAGGAAAUGGAAGUGGAUCAACCUCCUGCUCAAGAAGUAAAGAGACAUGAGAGCAGAAAGUCAAGAUCUAGAUCUGCAUCAAGAUCACCAAAAAGGAGAAGAUCAAGGUCUGGUUCUCGGACUCGAAGAUCACGCCAUCGUCGUUCUCGUUCCCGAUCUCGGGACAGGCGCCGCCAUUCUCCUAGGUCUCGAUCCCAGGAAAGGCGUGAAAGAGAGAGAGAAAGAGAGCGCAGAGGAAAAGGCCUGCCUCCUAUCAAACCAGAAACUGUUAGUGUUUGCAGUACUACACUUUGGGUUGGACAACUAGACAAACGAACAUCACAGCAGGAUGUUGGCGGUCUUCUAGAAGAGUUUGGACCCAUUGAAUCUAUAAAUAUGAUACCACCAAGGGGAUGUGCCUAUAUUGUAAUGGUGCAGAGACAAGAUGCAUACCGUGCCCUGCAAAAACUCAGCCGUGGAAAUUUUAAAGUCAAUCAGAAACCUAUAAAGAUUGCAUGGGCUUUAAAUAAAGGAAUUAAACCAGACUAUAAGCAGUACUGGGAUGUAGAAUUAGGUGUUACCUACAUACCGUGGAGUAAAGUUAAGCCUGAAGACCUGGAAAGCUCCUGUGAAGGAGGAAUGUUGGACAAUGAAACACUUAGUCCUGAAUGGAAAGGAAUUCCUAAAAAAUCAGAAAACCAAGUAGCCCAGAAUGGAGGAGCAGUGGGUGAAGCUGCACACAAUGAACAAACGUCACCUGUAGCUAAAACUUUGUCUGUUCAAAUGCCUGUUCCCAUACCUGCUCCAAUAACAGUGCCUCCACCUCAGGUUCCACCGCAUCAGCCAGGUCCUCCAAUGGUUGGUACACUUCAGCCGCCUACAUUUACCCCUCCCUUAGGAAUGCCACCUCCUGGAUUUGGUCCUGGAGUUCCUCCACCUCCACCUCCACCAUUUUUGCGUCCUGGUUUCAACCCAAUGCAUUUACCUCCAGGAUUUCUGCCGCCUGGACCACCACCACCUAUUAAUCCUCCAGUUUCAGUUCCUCCAGUCUCCGUUCCUCCUUCUCCAGGAGUAAAUAUCCCAAACUCUACUGUGGCCAAUAUGAAUGAAGACACUACAAAAGACUCUUCAGUGGGAAACCCCAUUCCAACAGUAGUUUCUGGAUCUAGAGGAAAUGCUGAAAAUGCAGAUAGUUCCAAAGGAUAUCCAAAUGCUCCUCCACCUGCAACUUCUACUGGCUUACCAGCACCUGUCACCCAACCUGUCCCACUCCUUGGUACUCAAGGAGUUGCACCUAGUCCAGUGAUUGGGCUACAGACACCUUCUACUGGCCUUCUUGGUGCACGACCUGGUUUGAUACCACUUCAGCGACCUCCAGGAAUGCCACCACCUCAUCUGCAAAGAUUUCCAAUGAUGCCACCACGGCAUAUGCCUCCCCAUAUGAUGCACAGAGGUCCACCUCCAGGCCCAGGAGGCUUUGGGAUGCCUCCACCUCACGGGAUGAAGGGCCCUUUCCCACCACCUGGUCACUUUGUGAGGCCUGGAGGGGGGCCAGGUGGACCAGAUGAUAAUAGAGAUGGAAGGCAAUUUAGGAAUGAUAGGCAGCCCUUCAAUCCAAACAGAGACCAGGAAAGAUUUGGAAGGAGGUCUUUUGGAAAUCGAAUAGAAAAUGAGCGCGAGCGCUAUGGUAACCGCGAUGAUAGAGAACAUGAGCGACUGGGUAAUCGUGAAAGGAGAGAAUGGGGAGGAAGAAGAAGUCCUGAACGUGAUAGACACAGAGACUUGGAGGAAAGAAAUAGGCGUUUCAGUGGACACAGAGAGAGAGAUUCUAGGGAUAGGGAGUCUCGCAGAGAAAAGGAUGAAAAUCGAGGAAAAGAGAAACCUGAGUUGACAGACAGGGUAGAUGGCAUAAAAAACCAUGAAUCCCAGAGUGGCAAAAUGGAAAACACAGACACUAUUUCAGAACUUAAAGGGGAGUCUGAACCCAAAGGUACAAAGCCUGCUGAAGAGUUAACAUCUGAGGCUACCUCAUCUCUUGAACAGCCUGAAAAGUCUACUGGCUCAAUUGUAGAGACACCUCGCUAGAGACUGGAAGUUUUGUCAAAAAAGUGACAUUGGAGUGUAGAGCUUUAGAGUUGUACAGUAUGCUGUAUAUUUGCUUCUGCUAUAUCACAACUCCAUAGUUUAUGGGGCUAUGUAAGCAAUUUAAUUGCUUUCCUUCUAUUUAAAAGUUACAAAAUAACACAAAAAAUAAAUCAUUAUCCAUUUUUGCUGUAACUUUUUAAAAGUUUUGACUUUAAAAAGUUUACAAGUCAGAAUUAGAAGUGCUAUUUUUUUUUUUAAUUUAAGUGAGGGUAACGGUGAAAGCAAGACAAAUAGGGAUGUGUUUUUAAUAAACUCUAUUUUCAUAACAAA
Messenger RNA from Heteronotia binoei (common prickly gecko), 3794 nucleotides. RefSeq names its product SR-related CTD associated factor 4 (gene SCAF4). Gene Ontology annotation, cellular component: nucleus. Gene Ontology annotation, biological process: negative regulation of termination of RNA polymerase II transcription, poly(A)-coupled. The record is from RefSeq and is a predicted model, not a curated record. Lineage: Eukaryota; Metazoa; Chordata; Lepidosauria; Squamata; Gekkonidae. The transcript has 20 exons. Gene Ontology annotation, molecular function: RNA polymerase II C-terminal domain phosphoserine binding; RNA binding. The coding region runs from base 252 to 3464 and encodes 1070 amino acids.